Messenger RNA from Sinocyclocheilus grahami, 1603 nucleotides. RefSeq names its product DNA-damage-inducible transcript 3 (gene ddit3). NCBI's taxonomy places the organism in Eukaryota, Metazoa, Chordata, Actinopteri, Cypriniformes, Cyprinidae. Gene Ontology annotation, biological process: intrinsic apoptotic signaling pathway in response to endoplasmic reticulum stress; ER overload response; negative regulation of transcription by RNA polymerase II. Gene Ontology annotation, cellular component: CHOP-ATF3 complex; cytoplasm; CHOP-C/EBP complex. The coding region runs from base 418 to 1176 and encodes 252 amino acids. The transcript is spliced from 2 exons. Gene Ontology annotation, molecular function: DNA-binding transcription activator activity, RNA polymerase II-specific; RNA polymerase II cis-regulatory region sequence-specific DNA binding; transcription factor binding. The record is from RefSeq and is a predicted model, not a curated record.
ACGUAAUGAUUUAAAUAAAAAACAACAAACAACACUAAACAGACCAAAAAAAUAUAAUAACCACCAAACAUUCUCAAUUCAUGCAUGCACUGUUUCAAAGCUCUGGGAUUGUUGUUUGUUGUGUAGUGAUGCUGGUUGGCCGCUAUGUGUCCUUGUUGCACCGGGUGGCCGAGCAGUCGAUCUUAAUGUCGCGUAUAAUAGCGGGUCACCCAGAUAAAUCAGCUAUUCCCAAACCCGCCAGCGCAGGUGAAGCUAGACUCCGCUGAUGCACCGAAGCUCCCACUAGACGUGCAGCACAGUACAGCAUACAGAGGUGGUUUUCCACUUCUUUUAGACAGUUUGUCCGUUUUUCAGGUCUGGUGUGCUAGGUGUGGGAGCAUAUCGUGUUGUGUCUGUGGAUAGCGACUGAUUGGUGCGAUGACUGCGGAGUGGCUGUGCCCCCCUGGCGUGGGGCCGCUGUGUGGUGCAGAGUUGGAGGCGUGGUAUGAAGACCUACAGGAUAUACUGGGCUCCGACGCGGGCGGGGCCAAAGUAACGAGAGCCCCACCUUGCUCCGAGAAGGAGCCCGAGUUUCUGGAUGUGUUGGAGAGCUGCUCGCUCACCUGGUUGACGGAGGGGCAGGUUUGGGGCGACGGGGUGCAACGGGUCACCGAUGAACCGCCCGUCGUCCAGUCGCCGCCGCGAAAGGAUGACCGGAGAGGCGGCGACUCGGAGCACACCUCAUCCGGAGGAGACCUGCUUCCGCCAGAGUUCUUCGAGCUCCUCAGCGAGGGCGGCGUCGGGUCGGUGGAGACGAUGGUGACUGCCGGGUACCACGUUUCGCAUCACCCGCCUCCGUCGCCAUCCGCGAGCGAGGAGGAGCUCCUGACGGUCCCAGACACAUCGUCAUCCUGCUCCUCGGCGUCCUGCUCGCCCUUCCUCAACCGCUCCCCGCCGCCGUCCCCUCCUGCGCGACCGGGAAAGAGAAAGCGGGCCGGCGACAAAGGAGGAGGCACGCUGUGCUCCCCGUCCCCCGGGAAGAAGAGCCGACGGGAGCGCGAGCAUGAGAACGAGAGGAAGGUGCAGGAGCUGACGGAUCAGAACGAGCGGCUCAAAGCCGAGAUCGAGCGGCUGGGAGAGGAGGUGCAGCGGACGCGCCGGGCGCUCAUCGAGAGACUCGUCAACACCAGGAGGUGAAGGAGCGACAGGAGGAGCCCAGGGGCCAAAGGGAAACAAACAAUUGGCGGAAACUCAUCUGGCGGUGACUGUGAAAUGCACAUUUAGAGGGAGAUAAAAGACAUGUGGGACGGGGGGAGAGAGAAUAGGUUCACUGAGUGACUCCCGCCGAGAGAGAAAGAGAAAGUCAGAUUAAGCCGUAGAAAAGAAAGAAUGUGGAGCCCAACGGAAACACGGACCGAACUCAGCCCGAAUGCAAAGUCAAGAAGAAAUUUGAUAAAUGUUUAGUUUUUUUUAUCAGUAUUUUAGUACAUUUAAAUCGGCGUGAUACAUUUAAAUGAACAUCCUUUAAAGGCAAAUGCUACAACGUGUGUUACAAUUUAACUAAUUAUAUUACAAAUGAAUUGAAGAAUGAGUAAUAAAAAUAUCAAAAAGCAAAUAAAAAAAA